Aspergillus affinis is the source of this 957-nucleotide messenger RNA. RefSeq names its product NAD(P)-binding protein. Lineage: Eukaryota; Fungi; Ascomycota; Eurotiomycetes; Eurotiales; Aspergillaceae. The transcript has a single exon. The record is from RefSeq and is a predicted model, not a curated record. The coding region runs from base 1 to 957 and encodes 318 amino acids.
AUGGCUCCCACCAUCCUCAUCGCCGGCGCAACCGGCAACACCGGCCGAAGCGUGGUGGAAACACUGCCAAAACUGCUAGAAUCCAGCAGUACUUUAUCUGACCACCGGGUCAUUGCUCUUACCCGUUCUCUAGAUGGUCCAGUAGCGCGCGAAUUCACCAAAUUGCCCGGAGUGGAGGUGAUCGAGCAAAACUGGGUUGAAAUCACCGCCGACUGGCUGCGCGAGCACAACGUCACCAGAGCAUUCAUCGCACCACACCACAAACCGAACCAGUUCGCAGAAGAAUCCACAUUCCACCAUGCCGCCCUCAAAGCUGGCGUCAAGUACGUUAUACGCAUCUCGACCACCGCCGCGAACGUCCGUCCGGACUGUAAUGCCUACUAUCCCCGUUCCCACUGGGCCAUCGAGGCUCUUCUAGACUCACCGGAAUUCAGCGCCUUGCAGUGGACCUCCCUUCAGCCGAACGUCUUUUCCCAACUCUGGCUCUAUUCCGCGGCCGAGAUGAUCAAAAACUUCCGCAAGACCAGAAAGCAGAGCACCUUGAGGUUGUUGGCCACCGAAGAUGCGCCCAUUGGCAUCAUUGAUCCCGCGGAAGUCGGUAUCUUUGCGGCUCAUCUCCUAGCUCAGGAUGAUACUGUUGCACACAACAAGGCCCGAUAUGUGCUGAAUGGACCGAAAGAUCUCACCGGGGCUCAAAUUGUGGACUUGGUUGAGCAGCACAUCGGAACACGGGUCGAGGAUGUUAGCUUCAAGGACAUAUCGCUAAUCCAGUCGCACGUGGACCUCCGGCUCGCGGGAACCAAUGAGUCUAGGAACGUUGUGUCCUCUAUCAAAAAUGCUUUGGAGACGUGCUGGGAGGGAAAGUGCUCCGUUUCUACUACUAGUGAGGAAGUACUGGCGCUCGCUGCGCCCAAGCGUACUCCUGCUGAGGCGUUGGAGGAUAUGUUGAAGGAGUAA